AUGGAUGAGCGUAUAAAGAAAGCACUCAACGAUCUGGACAGUGCCACAGUUUUAAAUCAAUUACCAAUUUUAUCAAACGAAUUAAUUUUAAAAAAUAACCUCAUAAACGAAAACAAAAAUAAUAUAAUCCUCGCAUCUGAUAAUAAUAAUAGUAAAAACAAUAAUAAUAGCAAUAAUAGCAAUACCGGUAAUGAUAAUAAUAAUAAUAAUAAUAACAAUAGUAUUUCAUUUACCGAUAGUGAUUUAGCUUCAUCUACCUCAUUGCUUUAUUCAUCAUAUAGACCAUGGAAUAAUACAGAUUACUAUAAUAGAGUUAGAACAUACACAAUUUCAAAUUGGUUUGCUAAACCGACCGAAAUAGAUCCAUUGCAAUGUUCAAGAUUUGGUUGGAUCAAUUGUGAACCUGAUAUGUUGGAAUGUGAAACUUGUAAAAAAAGGUUAUAUUUUAAAGUUCCACCAAAUUUAAAUAAAACUUUAGUAACAAAAAGAAUUCAAGAGUUUUUAAAAAGUUUACAAUCUGAUGGACAUAGGGAUAAUUGUCCAUGGCGAGAUAAUAAUGGUUGCCCAUCAUUCUUUUCAAGACUUUUAGAUAUACCAUUUCAAACUCAAUUGGAUGCCUUCAUUAAAAGAUCUCAAAAUAUAUACAAUAAUAUAGAUAAAUUACCAUUAUUAUCUGAUGAAUUUCAUAAACAAUGGAAUGAAAAACAAAAACUUGAAAGAGACAAUAUUUUAAAUUCAAUUAUUAAAAUCUCAAAUUUACCAAUCGAUGAUAUAAAAUCAAAAACAUCAUGUCUUUUAGCUUUAUGUGGUUGGGAUUUUAAUUUAUCAACUUUAUCACCAACAUCAUCACCAAUUUCAAACAAUAAUAAUGGUUCAAAAGAGAAAACUGAAAGUAGUAUUUAUUGUUCAUAUUGUCAAAGAGUUUGUGGUAUUUGGAAUUUUAUAGAGAAUAAAAGUAAAACCAAUCCAUUUUUUGAAGAACCAAAUACAAAUACAUCGAGUGGUGUUUUCAGUAGCAGCAUUGUAGGAAGUAAAAGGAAGAGAGGUGAUGAUGAAGAAGAAAAGCAAAAUAUACAGUUUGAAAGAGCAUUAGCACAAUCAUUUAGUUUUAAUAGUAAUAACGAUACACCAAAAAAGAGUACAUUUGUUUCAGCAUUUUCAGGUAGUUUUCAAACAUCUUUUGGCAAUAUAUAUCAAAACGACAGCAAUAGCAAUAAAAACAAUAAUACGGGGGUAGAGAGUAACAACAACACUAAAAAUAGUGGUUGGAGUUGGGGUGAGUCAUUUUUAAAUUCUCAACCAACCGAUUUCAAACAUGCACUUGAAUCCAAAGCAAAAUCGAAAACUGAAUUUUCACCAGUCAAAGAGCAUAGAUGGUUUUGUCCAUGGAUGUUGGUAAAUCAAAAUAAUAAUAAUAACAAUAAUAGCAAUAACAAUAUAGAUGAUGAUAAAAAUGAAAGUAACUAUUAUAAUAAAAAAGAAAUUAACAUUGAAAAGGAAAUAGAGUUUGAAAAAGAAAUACAAUCAAAAAAUAAUAAUAAUAAUAAUAAUAAUACCAAUAGUUUAAUUUCUGGGUGGGAAAAUUUAUUAAAGUUGUUAUUAAACCAAUCAACAUACGAAAGAAAAGAUUUAGAAUUUAAAGAAACUAAAUAUCACUCAAUUAUAAAAUCAUUAACAUCAACAGAUAAAUAACUAGACAAUAAAUUAAAUUAAAUUUUUCUUUAUAAACAAU
Molecule: messenger RNA, 1732 nt
Organism: Dictyostelium purpureum
Lineage: Eukaryota; Evosea; Eumycetozoa; Dictyosteliales; Dictyosteliaceae
Exons: 3
Coding region: 1-1692 (563 amino acids)
Cellular component (GO): nucleus
Molecular function (GO): zinc ion binding
Source: RefSeq, a predicted model, not a curated record